AUGAGAACUAUUGAGGAGACCAGAAAGAGAUGGGAGAUCCUGUUUGCCGACAAUGAAACGCCCGCCGACCUGCGGACAGCCCUCCGAGCGGAACAGGGAGGAAAACUAUGCAACGAUGGGCUGAGGUCGAUUUGCUGGAAGGUGUUUCUCCUCUUCGAUGGCCUCGAGCGGGAAGAAUGGUCACAGAAGCUUGCCGAGUCACGAGAGGCGUACCAGGCGCUUCGUACCCAUUUUCUGAAAUUUAUUGAACAUCCGGAUGAUGUGGAGUCUACUGUUGAUCCGCUGGCGGACGACGAGGAGUCUCCGUGGCAAACACUACGCAACGACGAGAAACUACAAACAGAAAUUGCGCAGGAUGUCGACCGAUGCAUGCAAGAGAACCUUUUCUUUCAGGAUCCAGCGACAAAGAAGAAACUGACGGAUGUCUUGUUUGUUUACUCGAAACUUAACUUGGAUGUUGGGUAUCGUCAGGGUAUGCACGAGCUCGUGGCCCCGAUACUUUGGGCCAUUGAUCGAGACUCUGUCCAGCCGGACUCAAAACGGUUGACAGAUAACAAGGAAGAUGCCUCGAUGCUGGACCUUCUCAACCCCAAGUUUGUGGAACACGAUUCGUUCACGUUGUUCCUUUGCGUCAUGCAGACAGCUCGCAUAUAUUACGAACACAGCGAGACUCGGUCAGCCAAUGGCGAGAUCGACGUCAUUCCGAUUGUGAACCGAUGCCAGUACCUUCACAACGAGGCCCUGACGAUUAUAGACCACGAAUUAGCGGAACAUCUGCAUGCUGUGGACGUACUGCCUCAGAUAUUUUUGACUCGCUGGAUGCGACUUCUAUUUGGACGGGAAUUUCCAUUUGAUGAUGUCCUCAUGAUGUGGGAUCUACUGUUUGCCCAUGGGCUUCGAUCAGAUCUCGUGGACUUCACAUGCAUUGCGAUGCUGCUCCGGAUUCGUUGGCAAUUACUCAAGGCGGACUACUCAGGUGCAUUGUCAAUGUUGUUACGAUACCCACCUCCCGAGCCACAUACACCCCAAACUUUCGUGCAUGAUGCGCUCUAUCUAGAACAAAACCCAACUGCGGAGCGAGGCAGCUUUAUCAUCUCUAAAUACUCCGGCAGAGAGCCAGAAUCAAAGCGCCCUAGCCACUCCAGGACUAGACCUGCUCGAGCGGCUCAUCUCUGGGAGGAAUUCCGGAAUCGCAGCAACAGCAAUUCAUCCACCUCAUCGCCUACUAGAAACAGCCCUAAGGGUCUUGAGACACUUCUCCAGGAUGUUUCUCAAGGCAUUCAGCGUCGCACCGAGGCAUGGGGCGUGGCCAAAGCCGUUCGUGGAGCCGUGACUGAAGCCAGAAGAAACAUGCAAACUAUGCAGUAUGAGCCAGGCCCUCGCACCGGACCGUCACUUCGCAGACCCUCUUCUACAUUAGUACCAAACGCAGUGCUCAAGGGACCGACGCCUACCGAGCUUGGACUAGAAAAGAAGAUUAGUCUUUUGGAGGAAAGGAAUAAGGAGCUGGCGAGUGCGUUGGGCGAUGCCCUGGAAGACCUUCGUUCCGAACUUGCUACCACGAAAGACCUUGACUCGGAUUCCAAUGAUGCAGUGAAGCAGGCAUUAGCUCGAGCUGAAUCGGUCCGGUGUUGUCUCGAGGAUUCUUCACUAUCACUCCCGCGGUCCUCUGCGCCGCAACCCCCAGAAAUAGCUGGCGAGACGGCUGACUCGGCAUCUUCAUUGCCAUCAUCAUCAUCGCCAUCGCCAUCGCCAUCGCCAUCGCCAUCACCACUGGUUUCAUCCGCAGCAAACACUUCUGAAGAUGUGGCGCAAAAGGAUCUGCAAAGUACGCCUCAAACUCGCCCGGAUGCUACGGGGCGCACUGAAGAUGGAACCGCCAGGAUUGGCAGCACCGCCACCAACAGCAAGAACCCUGACGGCCAGACCGAAAAGUUGCAGCCAAAUCUUAUCCGGCCAUCCCUGUCGGAUGCAGGGUUCUCCUGGAUGCUAGAAGGUAGCCGGAACUUGUCGACCUUUGUCAGUUCGGCCUCGGUACCACCGGAACAGACACGGCAUCAAGAACCCCCCCGAACAAAAGGCAAAGGUAGUCCACUAUUCGGGAAUGGCGGAGAAGAAAACCCAGGAACCGAGGCCGAGUAUGAUGAACUGGCACUGCACAGUCUCCGUGGGGCUCGGAGCCCGCUGUAA
Molecule: messenger RNA, 2190 nt
Organism: Penicillium atrosanguineum
Lineage: Eukaryota; Fungi; Ascomycota; Eurotiomycetes; Eurotiales; Aspergillaceae
Product: GTPase-activating protein GYP6
Exons: 6
Coding region: 1-2190 (729 amino acids)
Biological process (GO): activation of GTPase activity
Molecular function (GO): GTPase activator activity
Source: RefSeq, a predicted model, not a curated record